Molecule: messenger RNA, 2317 nt
Organism: Fonticula alba
Lineage: Eukaryota; Rotosphaerida; Fonticulaceae
Exons: 6
Coding region: 129-2225 (698 amino acids)
Biological process (GO): sphingomyelin catabolic process
Molecular function (GO): sphingomyelin phosphodiesterase activity
Source: RefSeq, a predicted model, not a curated record
CCCAUGCCCCCGCAUCCGGACCCCUGACGCUGGACCCUCACCACCAUCGACCUUCCCCCCUCCGCCCCCCUUUCCUUCCCUUCCCCCUCUCUUCCCUGGAACCCCUCCCUCCUUGCCAACAGCAGCACAUGGGCCUCAUCCGACUGAGGACGUGCCUGGCCCUUGUGGCCGCGGCACUGUUUGCCGUCCUCACGGUGGCCAGUGCCUCGGCUGCUGUCCCUCUCGCGCGCAGUGCUUCGACUCCCAUCAUCCCUGAGGAUGACCUCAUUCAGGGGACCUUCUCGCGCUCGGAAAUUCAGCACUGGCUCACCGACAUUGCCGAGCGCUGGAUGGCCUCUCGCAGUGCCGGAGAGACGCUCGAUCUUCCUGGCAGCCACACUCCCGACAUUGAUAUCCGCCGCUUCCAUCGCCACGCUAAUUACCUGCCGGAGUUUGUGAUGCACGAGCUCUUCGAGGCGGCCCCCUUGGCCAACCCGGCGCCUCUGGCCGUCCGGGCCCCGGGCCGGGGUGGUGAGACCUGUCUCCAAUGCCAGGCCAAAUCCCGCGCCCUGCAGGAGGCCUACUUCACCCCGGAGGUGGGAGACUUCAUGCGCGAGAUGGCGUAUGAGGUGUGCCUCAAGCUGAAGAUCUACCCGCCGCAUGUGUGUGCUGGCGCGGUGGAGCUCUUCUCACCGGCCGCCAUUGAAAUCAUCGGCCACACCGUCUUCGAGCCGGCCGAGCGCUGCGCUCGCCUUGCCCUGUGCGAGCCGGUCAUGAGUCCCAGCUUGAACAUUACCCUGCCGAUGGACAAGCCGCCGGUGGACUACACCCCGCCCAAUCCUCGGGGGAAUAUCAAGCGCAUUCUCCACCUGACCGACCUGCAUAUUGAUCACUUGUAUGCCACCGGUCUGGAGGCCGAUUGCCCGGACCCCAUUUGCUGUCGGCCCCGCCCGGAUGAUGGCACCCCUCUGUCUCGCCCGGCUGGGCCUUUUGGCGACUACAACUGUGACGCGCCAAUGCUCCUGAUGGAGAGCAUGCUGGAGUACAUUCGUGAUGAGUUCUCCGAUGUGGACACCAUCUUCUGGACCGGUGACAUCCCACCGCAUGAUGUCUGGGCAAGUGAGAAACAGGCCUACCUGACCCUCAUGGACAACAUGGCCGAGCUGUUCCACACCAUCCUCCCGAAUGUCACGGUUCUCGGCGCCAUCGGCAACCAUGAGAGUGUCCCGGCCGAUCUUUUCCCCCCGGUGUCGUACCAGAAGUCGGAGUUCAGCAUCAGCUGGCUGUAUCAGGAGCUGGCACAGCAGUGGAGUCGGUGGCUCGGUCCCCGGGCCCAGGAGCAGCUCCGCCAUGGGGGCUCCUUCCUGCAUGAGCUCGACUCCAAGACCCUGGUGCUGUCCCUGAAUGAUGAGGUGUGCGCCACGCACAACCUCUGGCUGCGCAUGAAGGAUGACACCCCCGGAGCGGAGUGCUGCCGCGAGGAGUUCCCGGAUCCCGACGAGAUGCUCGGGUGGCUGGCUCGCGAGCUUGGGGCCGCCGAGCGCCGCGGGCAGCGUGUUUUCAUCCUCCGCCAUAUCCCCAACGGCUCGGGCUGCCAUCCCAAUUGGUCUCAGGCAUUCCGUGACAUUCUCAUUCGCUUUGAGGGUGUGGUGGCCGGUGUCUUCUCGGGGCACACGCAUCAUGACUUCUUUGAGGUGUAUUACCGGGGUGGCACGGCCGAAGGCAGCAACCCCCCGAGCGGGGUGGAUCCCUCUCGUCCUUGGGAUGACAGCCACCUGCCGCGCGAGCCGGCCGUCGUCGGGUUCAUCGCCCCUUCCGGUGCCCCGCUCGAUGGCAUGCCCUCCUUCCGGGUAUACGAUGUGGACUGGGACACCCGGAAGGUGGUCAACUUCCAGGUGCACUAUGCUGACAUUGCCCAGGGCAAUGCCGUGGUGGCUGCUCGGGCUGAGGCCCUGAAUUUGCCCCUGGAUCAGACCCCUGUCUUCCCUGGGGAUCUUCACUGGAUCGCCGGGCCCGAUGCUCGGGCUCACUAUGGCCUGCGUGAUGUGUCAGCCGUCCAGUUGGAUGCCCUGGCACGGCGCAUGGCUCGGAUUGGCGACCCCGAGGGUGAUGAUCUCUUCGAGCGAUUCUACCACCAGUACCGCCGGCAGAAUGCCCUUGGCAGCGUGUGCAAUGACAGCUGCCGCAACAGCCUCACAUGUCGCCUGCGUUACAGUGUCACCACGGAGACCUGUGCCGCCGUGUGAGUGGUGGCGCUUGGCGGCCAUCCCCAUCGAUGUGCCUGGGUCUCUGCUCUUGUUUGGGCCCAGCCGUCAAAAAUACACGGUCUUUCUUCGGG